AUGGCGGCCGCGUCGACGGAAUCUUCUCCCCCGCCGAAAGCGCACGCUUUCGACGUUGUCGUGCCAGUAGGCACAUCGGCGGACGAUCUCAUUGAUGGGAUAUCCGCCAUUGUGGGGCUGCCCGAAAUUUUCUCGGCGCAGCACCUAGGAGGUACAAACUUCCAAGUCGUCGUCAACACCCGUGCAGCCGCCCUCAAGCUUCGUGAGGCCGGCAGCGUCUCCAUCGCCAACCAGUCAGUCCCCAUCGUGCCGACGGGUCCGCAGGUGACGAAUGUGACUUGCCUCUUCCUGCCGACGUUUGCGCGCAACGACCAGCUCGUCCAAGCCCUGGCCCCGUACGGCAAAGUCAUCGACGUCGCCUACGCAACCUACCACCGAACGGCGACUGUGAAAACAGGAACCCGCUUCAUCCGCAUGGAGAUGAAGGAGGCUAACCCCCUGCCCAACUUCCUGCGCGUCGCCGGACAUCGUGCUACUUUUGACUACCGCGGCCUGAAGCGCGUAUGCCGACGCUGCAGGCAGGAGGGCCACGUCCGGGCACAGUGUACGACGGGCUACUGCGACCGCUGCGGUGUCUUCGGGCACCCAACCGAGGGCUGCACUGCCAACUGUGGACGCUGCGGUGGAACCCACGCGACUGUGGACUGCACGGCCAAGAGAAGCUACUCCUCCAUGGUCACCGGAAACUACGCCACCGAUUUCCCGGCCCUGGACCCAGGAAACGCGACCCGUCCCAUCGCCCCCGAAGCUCCGGCCGUACCAACCGUCUCCACCGUCGCCCCUCCGGCACCACCUGACGCCGCAGCCGCGGCCGCACCACCGCCUCUUCCGUCGCCGCCCCCACCCGCCCCACCUGAGCCAAGCCCGACCGGCUCGGGGGUGACUUCAGCCGAAGCGACGGACUCUGCCCGAACCGCCGCGGUUAUUGUCGGCGACACCACCUAUGCAGCGUGGAGCCAAGCGUCGGGUGAUGGCGAGGUGUCCAGCGACAGCGACCACCUCGUCAUCGACGAGAACCCCGCUCCAGGAGCAGCGGUUCCCGCUCAACUGACAGUGGGGGCCCACGAGCCACGUGCCCCAAGAAACCGCGAAAGUCCUCCCCCCGCGUCGGGACCCCUCUCCAGCAUCGUCCGACAGCUCCACGUUUUAAUCAACACGCCGGCGUCCCUAUCCCCCUUUUUACUUUAUACUGGCCACACUUCGCAUAUUAUCCCUGAAUGUGCGGGGCUUUCGAAACCCAGCGAAGCAAACUGA
Messenger RNA from Ixodes scapularis (black-legged tick), 1254 nucleotides. RefSeq lists its product as uncharacterized. Gene Ontology annotation, biological process: activation of innate immune response. Lineage: Eukaryota; Metazoa; Arthropoda; Arachnida; Ixodida; Ixodidae. The record is from RefSeq and is a predicted model, not a curated record. The transcript has 2 exons. Gene Ontology annotation, molecular function: RNA binding; double-stranded DNA binding; zinc ion binding. The coding region runs from base 1 to 1254 and encodes 417 amino acids.